AUGGAAGCCUGCGCAAAUCUUGGACGAGACGGAGCUCCUGGAUCAAGUUUGAAUGCAUGGGUGAGAGACCUCGGCUUUCAAAACGUCGAGCAUCGACACUACAAGAUUCCCAUCGGGCCUUGGGCAAAGGAUCCUUCGCUCAAGGACAUUGGCAUGGGCAACCUUAUCCAGAUGCUCGAAGGGCUUGACGCAUUUACCCUGAAGCUAUUUUUCACCGCACUGGAUUGGACUAGGGAGGAGGCGCUUGUGUUGCUCUCGCAGGUCCGCCAGGAGAUGAAGGCCUGCAAGACUCACGUCUACCUGCACUUUCAUGUUGUCUACGAGUAG
This is a messenger RNA of Colletotrichum paranaense, 327 nucleotides long. RefSeq names its product methyltransferase domain-containing protein. The transcript is spliced from 2 exons. NCBI's taxonomy places the organism in Eukaryota, Fungi, Ascomycota, Sordariomycetes, Glomerellales, Glomerellaceae. The record is from RefSeq and is a predicted model, not a curated record. The coding region runs from base 1 to 327 and encodes 108 amino acids.